AUAACGGACAAAACGUUAACAACUUUAGUUGAUGAGUUUGCUCUUUCAAGUUUUCCUUUUCCCAACAUUGACUGAUCUGAUACGAUACAAGUCACUUUUGGGCCCCACUUGAACUUCUCUUCCACUGUUUCACAGAUCUCAUCCAAUUUAUAUAAACCUCUUUGAAGAUCCAUUUUCUUCAACCUCUACCUGCUUCUCCCAUUUCCACACUCUUCACACAGGUUUGGGGUGCUUGAUUAACAACAAGUUAUAAUGGCUGCCCUGAAACCAGGUGUGAUUGCUUUGUUUGAUGUUGAUGGGACUCUUACAGCUCCUAGGAAGGCGGCUCCUCCAGAGAUGUUGAAGUUCAUACAACAACUACGAAAGAUUGUAACAGUUGGAGUGGUUGGGGGUUCUGAUCUAGUAAAGAUAUCUGAGCAACUUGGCCAGACAGUUAACGAUGACUAUGAUUAUGUAUUUUCUGAGAAUGGUCUUGUGGCUCAUAAAGAAGGAAAGCUCAUUGGAACUCAGAGCUUGAAGACAUUCGUUGGAGAUGAAAAUCUCAAGGAAUUUAUUAAUUUUACACUUCAUUACAUUGCUGACUUGGAUAUCCCUAUUAAGAGGGGAACAUUUAUAGAGUUCCGUAGUGGGAUGCUGAAUGUGUCACCGAUCGGGCGAAACUGCAGCCAAGAAGAAAGAGAUGAGUUUGAGAAGUAUGACAAGGUUCAGAACAUACGCUCAAAAAUGGUUUCUAUACUUCGGGAGAAGUUUGCUCAUCUUAACUUGACAUUUUCCAUUGGAGGACAGAUAAGCUUUGAUGUUUUCCCUCAAGGCUGGGAUAAAACAUACUGCUUGAGAUACCUUGAUGAUUUCAGUGAAAUCCACUUUUUUGGUGACAAAACUUACAAGGGUGGAAAUGAUCAUGAAAUCUAUGAAUCUGAACGCACUAUCGGGCACACAGUUACCAGCCCUGAAGAUACAAUAAAGCAGUGUAAAUCUCUGUUUCUGGAAAAUUAAGAUUUUUGCAGCAGCAUAUCAUCACCAAUGCUGAAAACAACAUGGAACAAUGGUUUACAAAGGAGAGGAUCACAAGAUUCAAAUAUAUAAUUUAUUCUGAUUGUAAUUUUUCUUCGCGGCUUACAUUUUGGAUAUUAAAUAAGAAGCUUAUCAUUCAACUAUUCGAGUA
Messenger RNA from Vicia villosa (hairy vetch), 1165 nucleotides. RefSeq names its product phosphomannomutase. Gene Ontology annotation, cellular component: cytosol. Gene Ontology annotation, molecular function: phosphomannomutase activity. Gene Ontology annotation, biological process: GDP-mannose biosynthetic process; protein N-linked glycosylation; mannose metabolic process. Bases 253 to 996 code for a protein of 247 amino acids. The transcript has 12 exons. The record is from RefSeq and is a predicted model, not a curated record. Lineage: Eukaryota; Viridiplantae; Streptophyta; Magnoliopsida; Fabales; Fabaceae.